Xiphophorus hellerii (green swordtail) is the source of this 2814-nucleotide messenger RNA. Its product is annotated as thyroid peroxidase-like. NCBI's taxonomy places the organism in Eukaryota, Metazoa, Chordata, Actinopteri, Cyprinodontiformes, Poeciliidae. The transcript has 13 exons. Gene Ontology annotation, biological process: response to oxidative stress. The record is from RefSeq and is a predicted model, not a curated record. Gene Ontology annotation, molecular function: peroxidase activity; heme binding. Bases 179 to 2614 code for a protein of 811 amino acids.
AGAUUUCUACUAUAUUCUAACCUCAUCAGCUCUGCUGGUUCUGCUGGUUCUGGACGGCAUCUUAUCCCCUGGAAGCAGCCAGAGAAAGAAAACCUGGAGAAAUCCAGAGUGCUGCGACUGGCGGAUUGAAACGGCUCCAUGUUUACCUGCAGCGUUGUCACGGUAACGGCCCAUCAAGAUGUCUCCUCAGAAACGUGCAGAGGUCUCCCAUAAAGACCCGUCUGCUGCCGGACGCAGAGGAGCCAUGAAGACCAAGAAAUGUUUCCAUCUGGCUCUUCUGGUGAUGUUGGUCUGCGACGUUCCACCGACUCCUUCCACGUUCAGCUCCUCGUCCUUCAGAGACUUUCUGGUCUCGUCUCCUCAGGAUGCUGACGGCGCCUCCAGCCAGCGGUAUCCGGCCCAGACGAGCACCGGCCCAAACAGCCUGAAAAUGAAACUGCUUUACCCUCCAACUCCUCUCUGCAGCCAGGGCUUCAGGUUUCACUUCCAGCCUCAGAAUCAGGAGAUUUCCAGGUCUGGGGAGAUUUUCCACACCGCCCUGCAGAUCCUGAAAAAUGCAGCAAAGCAGAAAUAUAACAGGAACUUCACAGCAUCAGAGCUUUUGUCACGGGAAAACCUGGAGCUGCUUGCAGAGUUGUCUCAGUGUCCGACUGAAACGGAUCCAGCCGUCUGUGAAGGAAGUCAUCAUGACAAAUACCGCAGCAUAUCAGGAGUCUGCAACAACAGCCGGUUUCUUCCUUCUGUCAGACAGAAUCCUGACUGGGGCGCCGCCAACACGGCUUUGGUCCGAUGGCUUCCAGCUGAAUAUGAGGACGGAGAGGAGGAACCCAGAGGCUGGGACCCCCAGCGGCUCCAUCACGGAUCCCAGCUUCCCCCGCCGCGGCAUGUCAGCAGGGAGGUGGUGAGGACUUCCUGUAAGGGCUCAGACUCUGCGUACUCCCAGCUGCUGGUGGACUGGGGUCAGUACAUCGACCACGAUGUGACCCUGACGCCGCAGAGCCUCAGCGGAGCCGCUUCCUGGGCGCAGCGGGACUGCCGCACGUCGUGUGGAAACCUGCAUCCCUGCUUCCCCAUCCAGACUCAGGACUCCCUUUGCAUGCCGUUCCAUCGCUCCACGCCGGCCUGCAGCUCCAGGACCGGCUCCGGCAUCCUGCGGGCUCUGCAGCGGCAGCAGCUGAACGCUGUCUCGUCCUUCAUCGACGCCUCUCUGGUGUACGGCCACACGCCGCAGCUGCAGCGCGACCUCCGCGACCUCUCCGGCCGCAGCGGGAAGCUGGCCGUAAACGGCCGCUUCUGGGACCGGCAGGGCAGACCUUACCUGCCCUUCGUAGCGGCGACCCCGUCGGCGUGCGGCCGGGGAGUGGAGUGUUUCCGGGCCGGAGACGGGCGGGUCAACGAGGGCCUGCCUCUGAUCGCUCUGCAUACGCUGUGGCUCCGGGAACACAACCGCCUCGCAGAGACCCUGAAGCUCAUCAACCAGCACUGGAGCCCUGAGGCCGUGUUCCAGGAGGCACGCAAGAUCGUUGGCGCCCUGCACCAGAUAAUAACGAUGAGAGAUUAUAUCCCUAAAGUAAUUGGUGUGGAGUCGUUUGAACAGCACAUUGGACCCUAUGGCGGGUACGAUCCGACGGUGGACGGCUCGGCCUCCAACGUGUUCGCCACAGCGGCCUUCAGGUUUGGCCACGGCACCAUUCCUCCGAUCCUCAGCAGGCUGAACGAGAGCUUUCAGGAAGACCGGCGCUUCCCCCACCUGAGACUUCAGCAGGCACUCUUCAGUCCCUGGAGGAUCGUUAAAGAAGGUGGCAUCGAGCCGACCUUGCGGGGCAUGGUUGCCACGGCGGCAGCGGUGACAGCUCCAGACUCCCUCCUGGUGGAGGAGGUAACGGAGUCGCUGCUGGUUCUGGACUCCCAGCAGAACCUGGAUCUGGCUGCUCUGAACCUGCAGAGAGGGCGGGACCACGGACUGCCGGGAUACAACGACUGGAGGGAUUUCUGUGGACUGAAGCGCAUCGCGACGUUGGACGACCUGGCAGAAGUCGUGAGAGAUCGCAGAGUCGCUGAGAAGAUUCUUCAUUUAUACCAGCAUCCUGACAACAUCGACGUUUGGCUGGGAGGACUGGUGGAAAACUUCCUGCCCGGCUCCAGAACCGGCCCGCUGUUCGCCUGCCUGAUCGGAAAGCAAAUGAAGCUUCUGCGUGACGGAGAUCGGUUUUGGUGGGAAGCGGACGGCGUGUUCACCCGGCAGCAGCGGGAGCAGCUGUGGAAAACUUCUCUGUCUCGGAUCAUUUGUGAGAACUCGGACAUCCAGGAGAUUCCUGCGGAUCCUUUCAGGCUGGCUCGGUACCCGGCCGGCUUCCUUCACUGCAGCGCCGUCCCAGCCCUGAGCCUGGAGGCCUGGAGAGACGAUCCGAGUCUCGGCCUGCGACUGUGUGGCUCUCCGCGGCCCGUAGACAACGGAGAUUUCCUGUUUUCUUCCAGAUCUGGAAAGCUGACGGCUCAGUACGCCUGUUUCCAUGGUUUCCAGCUAGAGGGCGCCACUGAGGCGGUGUGUGAAGGAGGCGUGUGGAGCGCUGACCCGCCUCGCUGCUCAGCUUCUCAGCCCCUGAUGAUGUGAGGAGGGCCGCCGAGCAGCAGGUCAGAGGUCAGCGCCUGGGACUUCCUCACCAAGUCCCUGUUCAGCUCCGCCGUCCUGCAGAACGCUUCGUGUCUCACCUUCCAGAAGCUGAGUCUGUUUUUAGUCUCAGCAGGACCAACUGAACGCUCACUGAAUUCUAAUAUUUCUUGCUAAACAUUAAAAUCUGUCAUAAAUUCUGA